This is a messenger RNA of Ochlerotatus camptorhynchus, 687 nucleotides long. RefSeq names its product defensin-C-like. Bases 82 to 387 code for a protein of 101 amino acids. The transcript is spliced from 2 exons. The record is from RefSeq and is a predicted model, not a curated record. Gene Ontology annotation, biological process: defense response to bacterium; humoral immune response. NCBI's taxonomy places the organism in Eukaryota, Metazoa, Arthropoda, Insecta, Diptera, Culicidae.
CGAUCGUCGCUAACUGCUGCAUCAGUUCGCACUUCAAGCUCGUAGACCACGAUCAAUCAGCUCUCUCCUCUCGUCGUCAAAAUGCAUCCCAUCAGUGUCGUUUGCUUCGUCGCUCUAUGCCUUACGGCAGUCAUCUCUUCCGGCAGUGCGUUCCCGCAUGAACUGGACUUGGCCGAUGAUGUCCGUUCGUACGCUAAUUCUCUGCUUGACGAACUUCCGGAGGAAUCCUACCAGGCGGCGGUGGAGAACUACCGCUUGAAGCGUGCCACCUGCGAUCUGCUGAGUGGAUUCGGUGUUGGGGAUAGUGCCUGUGCCGCCCACUGCAUUGCGCGCCGCAAUCGUGGGGGUUAUUGCAACUCGAAGAAGGUUUGCGUUUGCCGAAAUUAAAUUUGUUCGAGUUGGCGGAAGAUUAUUUCCAGAUGAACAUUUCAAAAUGUCCUAUCUGCAUGGAUCGAUUAUCUUCAUAACUCAGCUGUAAAACCAUAAUCGAUUGUGUUUGACGUUUCGUGCACUAGACAUUAGCUGCUUUUAUCAAACUAUGUGGCGAAAAUAGUGAGAAACGUGUUUGCAUAGCCGUGGUUAUUAAAGCCCUUUUGAAAUGUUCAUCUAGAUCGAGGAUAAGUUCCGUUAAAUGUUCCUAUUAUGUAAAUUUGUAUGAUAUUUUCUUAAUAAAAUAAUUGAACAUGU